CAAAUACAAUGAACUACAGAAAGGCACUCCUAAUGCUUAUCAAACACGUCCUGAUGCUAUUUGCCCUGUGAUCUGUUGCCUGAGCUCCACCCUCACGGCUUCUUCUCAAUGAAGUACCACUCUAAGUUGUCGAAGACACUAGAGGGGAGGCACAGGUCACCAAGGAAUGUACCAGGUGAUCGAGGGCAUCAUCUCACCUGUCAAUGACAGCUAUGGGAAGAAAGACCUGGUGGCUUCCCAUCACCGAGUAGCCAUGGCCCGGCUGGCCCUGCAGACCUCUGACUGGAUUCGGGUGGACUCCUGGGAGAGUGAGCAGCCACAGUGGUUGGAAACGGUCAAGGUGCUGAGGCACCAUCACGGUGAGCUGCUCAAAUCCUCAGCCUCGACGGAAGGUCCAGACCCCAGCAAAACCCCGUCAGCCUCUGCAGCACUGCCCGAGCUGAAACUCCUCUGUGGAGCAGAUGUCCUGAAGACCUUCCAGACACCCAACCUCUGGAAAGACGAGCACAUCCAGGAGAUCGUGGAGACUUUCGGCUUGGUGUGUGUGAGCCGGGGCGGUCAUGACCCGAAAGGGUACAUCUUGGACUCGCCUAUCCUCCGACAAUUCCAGCACAACAUCCACCUGGCCAGGGAACCCAUUCAGAAUGAGAUCAGUGCCACGUACAUCAGGAAAGCCUUGGGCCAAGGGCUGAGUGUGAAGUACCUCCUCCCUGACGCUGUCAUCAACUACAUCAGGGACCAUAGCCUCUACAUCAGUGACAGUUCCUGGAAAGGAAAAGAAAAGAGUAGCUAGAAGGCCUCCGAGAGUGGGCAGUUCAGGGCUUUGUUUUGUUUUGGGGUCUGUGUUUCCCUUUCUGUUUGUUUUGUUUCUGUGGUGGCAAUGCCAUUGGUGACUUCCUUCCCCAACAGACUGUUCCUAUGACUGGGAUAGUUGUGUAUCAGAGCAAUUUAAAUGGCGUGGCAGGUCAUCCGAUUAGACAAAACCUCUCAGAGCCACUGAUGAGAAGACCUGUUUACUUUGUGUAAAUGGUAAUUAUAGAAUGUACACUGAUGUUAUUCUGAACAUAGCAGGCCCCUGAGGGGUCAGAUCAUAGUUGCCCUCAUGCAUUUUUUUUUUUUAAACUCAGACCAGGUGCAGUAUGCUGGUCUUGAUUGGAAGGAUUUGACAGGGUGCUAAUUACUGAACAGGGGCCUUUGCAACGUCCUUGUUUCAAACAGAAUAAUACCAUGUGAGGAUUCAGAAAUCUGGAAACAGUACAUCAUGAUUUCCAGUGUAUUCUCCCUUACAAACAAUUGCCUGCCUGCCUGCCUAUGUUAUAGCAUAAAAAAAUUUUGACCACACUCUUUCUAUGUUGUAGUCAAGAAAUAUGUGUAAG
Peromyscus eremicus (cactus mouse) is the source of this 1376-nucleotide messenger RNA. It is a transcript of the gene Nmnat3, whose product is annotated as nicotinamide nucleotide adenylyltransferase 3. Lineage: Eukaryota; Metazoa; Chordata; Mammalia; Rodentia; Cricetidae. The coding region runs from base 167 to 793 and encodes 208 amino acids. Gene Ontology annotation, cellular component: mitochondrion. The record is from RefSeq and is a predicted model, not a curated record. Gene Ontology annotation, molecular function: nicotinate-nucleotide adenylyltransferase activity; nicotinamide-nucleotide adenylyltransferase activity. The transcript has 4 exons. Gene Ontology annotation, biological process: NAD+ biosynthetic process.